Molecule: messenger RNA, 5876 nt
Organism: Pygocentrus nattereri (red-bellied piranha)
Lineage: Eukaryota; Metazoa; Chordata; Actinopteri; Characiformes; Serrasalmidae
Gene: igdcc3
Product: immunoglobulin superfamily, DCC subclass, member 3
Exons: 14
Coding region: 188-2566 (792 amino acids)
Biological process (GO): axon guidance; cell-cell adhesion
Cellular component (GO): plasma membrane; axon
Molecular function (GO): protein binding
Source: RefSeq, a predicted model, not a curated record
GUGCGUGUGAGAGCAGCGCGAGGACUGCGAGAGCGGUGGGAUACAGUGGAAGCGGAGGAGAGAGAGAGAGAAAGAGAGAGAGAAAGAGAAAGAGAGAGAGAGAGAAACCCACAUUCCUCGUAGAUGUGCAAAAUGGCGCGAGUGUGCUCGGUCCCGGCUCGCGCUCUGUAGCUCGGUCUGCGUUCGGAUGCGCGGUUCUCCUCCUCCUCGCUUUUGUUCUCUGGAUUUGCGGAGCUUUUUUAAACUGACCCUGAUGGCCACGGAUUGGCGCCGCCUGGCUGCGCGGCUGCUGGGACUUUGGCUGCUGCCUCUGUUUGGUGUAACAUCAGGAGCUGAACUGUCAUUCACAUUAGAGCCCAGUGACAUCAUCGCAGUCCAGCAGCAGCCAUUGAUGCUGCAUUGUCAGGUGGAGGGAAUCCCCCCCAUCACCACACAGUGGAGACGCAAUGGGGUGCUUCUGCAGGAGGACCAAAACCAUGCCAUGUUCAUCAACGGCACGCUGCUGAUUGGCCGCUUCCAGAGAAGCAGGUCUGACGGCUCGUCUGAUGAGGGAGACUACGAGUGCGUGGCUCAGAAUUCCUUUGGGCUGGUUGUAAGCCGCAAGGCUAAAGUACAGGCUGCCACAAUGGCAGAUUUCCAUGUGCACCCACACUCAGUACGGACAGAUUUGGCAGGUGUUGCACGCUUUCAGUGCCAGAUCCAUGGCCUGCCCGAACCAGUCAUCAGCUGGGAGAAAGACGGGAGGUCGGUGGACACCAGCGACGAUCGGUAUACCCUGUUGCCCACAGGUGUGCUGCAGAUAACAGGUGUUCGGCCAGAGGACAGCGGGGUGUUCUGCUGCGUUGCCCACAACAGCGCUGGAGUCAAACACAGCGCUGGUGCCCGCCUCACUGUCUCAGGCUCUCAGUCUUCUGUUUACAAAGACCCUAUGAUACUUGUCGGUCCCGAGAACCUCACCCUCACUGUGCACCAGACUGCCAUCUUGGAGUGCGUUGCCACUGGCUAUCCGCGUCCCAUUGUGUCCUGGAGCCGGCUGGAUGGGCGGCCGAUUGGAGUUGAGGGUAUACAGGUGUUGGGCACAGGUAACCUGAUGAUUUCUGAUGUCAGAGUGCAGCACUCGGGUGUUUAUGUCUGCGCAGCCAACAAACCGGGCACCCGUCUGCGCCGGACCGCUCAGGGGCGACUGGUGGUGCGAGCUCCAGCUGAGUUUGUUCAGCCUCCCCAGUCUAUAGCAAGGCCAGUGGGCACAACUGCUAUCUUCACUUGCCUGGCCCAGGGUGAACCCCCACCCCAGUUGACCUGGCUCAAGAACGGCCAGAUCCUGGAGCCUGGAGGCCACGUCAAGCUCAGGAACAACAACAGUACGCUGACCAUCUACAGCAUCAGUCAGGAGGACGAGGCCAUAUACCAGUGCAUUGCAGAGAACAGCGCUGGCUCCUCUCAGGCUAGCGCGCGUCUCACUGUGCUGUGGGCCGAUGGGCUGCCAGGUGUGCCCACAGAUGUUCGGGCUGACGCCCUCUCUCCCACCUCCAUUCAGGUGUCAUGGAACGAACCAGCCCAGAACACACAGGACAUCAUCGGCUAUGUGCUGCACAUCCGCAAGACCGCAGAGCCAGUGGAAAUGGAGUACCAGGAGGCAGUGAGUAAGGUGACUCUGCAGCAGGUGGUGGGGGAUUUGGAGCCUUCCACAAGUUAUAGCUUCUAUGUGAAGGCCUACACCUCGCGUGGAGCCAGCAAAGCCUCAGCCAUGGCUCAGGAGAGCACACUGGGAGAGGUGCCGGCGCCCCCAACUCUCUACACUAAGGUGGUGAACUCCACUGUGGUGCAGGUGGUCUGGGAGCCCUCCACAAAGAUGGGCCAGCAUGAUGGAUUUAAGCUGUAUUACCGCAAAGCCCACGCCCCGCUUUUCACUGGACCUCUCACAUUCUCCCGCAACAUCACACAGUACAACAUCUCUCUGCUGGAUCCAGCAGUGGUGUAUGAAAUCAAGAUCCUGGCGUUCAAUCAGCAUGGAGACGGCAAUGCCACUCUGCGCUUUGUUUCUCUGAAAGAGCCAGUGGAGAAGUCAGUGCUGAAUACUCCUUGUGACUGUUUAAAAGAGGAGCAGAGUAAAACCUCUACUACUGGCAUCAUCAUCGGCAUCCACAUCGGAGUCACUUGCAUCAUCUUCUGUGUUCUCUUUCUCAUGUUCAGCUACCGCGGCAGGUUAAUGUUAUGUAAGACAGUGCAGGCCACUCCUCAGGUGGGACGGAACCCAGCGACAGCAGCAGCAAUUCUGGAGGCCUCUUCGUCUCAGCAGGGAGCGCUGGCCCUCAAUGGCCUGCACACCAGCACCGAGGCCAACGGGGCCCGGCAUGGAGCCAAGAGCCUGACCAACUCUAGUCAGAGGGAGAGGCUCGUCUCAGGUUCAGCUGAUGCUGCACAUACGAUGGAAAGCUUGCUGGUCUCUUGUUCUCUUAACGAGCCCCAGAUGUCCACUCUUCCCCUGGACGACUUCAGCCUGGUAGAGGAGCAUGAGUCACAUUACCACGGGCGACCCACAGGGGGCCUCCCGGAUGAAGGCUGAUGACAUGAAGGCUGUAGAGCUACAAGCCCUUAAAUUCCACUCAGACUACUCUCCCUCUCAGGUCAACUGAAGUAUUUCCUAUUUUUUGUCCUCUUUUUAUUGUGCAGAGUUUAUAUAUGUUAUAUUCCCCAUGUGGGAAUUGCUGGACACCAUAUCUGGGAGGGCCCAUAUGGCUUAAUGGUGGGCGUAAUCAUCUGAUUUCUUCAUUGCAAGGUGAUGAAACCGUGAGAUUUUUUUCGUUACCACUCUUCAGAAGAGCAGUAGGGCAAAGACACAUACGGUGUAUCCACUGGUUAAAAAAAAAAAGUCCACAUAUUUUUUUUUCAUUCCAAAAGUGUUUUUUCUUGUUUUGUUUUUUUUCCCUCACUUUUUAAAAUUUUAGUUUCAAAGAACAAAACGUCCUGCUGCGUGCUCUCAGCCUACCAGUGACUUCACAACCCCAUCCAGUGAAGACCACGGCCUUCUUCCAGGGAUUUAAAAUCUUACUCUGUCUCAGGAUGUUUUUUCCGUGAUAUCAAUAUAUAUAUUUUUCUUUAAUCAGUCGUCAGCCUUUGGGCUUUAGGCUCGGCUACGUAAGCCCUGGGAUUUGCAACAGAAACCUACCUCAGCCGGAAUGAAUGUGUUACGGGAAGCCUUUUUUUCGGAUCUGUGUCUUCUUGUCUGUUCAGUUUCGUUACAUGUCAAGCGUUUGGUCAGAAAAAGAGAAACAGGUGCUGCGCUACCUCAGAUGUCAAGAACCACCACUUUCGUGCUCAUUAAAAUGAAGCGAGAAAAAAAAUUCAACAUAUAGCACUUCCAAACGUUGAAGUCAAUGUUCUACCUCAAGAUAACAAUGCUGUUGUUGUUGUCGUUGUUGUCCUUUUUUUUCAUAAUGAAACAUGUAUCCUCUUUUUUUGGUGAGAUCCUGGCUUCCUAAUGUUGAUGAAUUGAUGUGUUUGGAUAUGUCAGUACCUCAUGCAAAUUGACAGAUGACAUCGUAUGAAUUCUGCUUGUAAAGACAUUUUCUUCCAUAGUGUCCACAGUGUAGGAUUUUGUUUUGUUGUUGUUGUAUUUUUUUUUUUUUCAAAUCAUAGUUCCUUUAGUUAAUGAAAAGACUGUUAGAGAUGCAUUGCACUGCUACUAAUGAUUUCAGGAUCAUUUUUCUGCCAUUCACCAUGCUAUUCAUGCUAUUUACGUGGAGGAGAAAGGAGGGCAAGAUACAUCAGCGUUGAACAUGCAUUGAGUUAUACUGUAUAUACAAACCGUGUGUUGGACAGUAAUUGUAUUGUGCGGCAGAGGCGGGAAUUCAUUCAGUAUUCAUGUAUAUAUGAUGUACUUAAGAGAUUUAAGCACAGAUUUAUCAUGGUGCCCACCUGGGUGUCGAUAUUAGGGGUGGUAAUAUAGGCCUGGUGGAAGAUAACUGGGUUCUAAAAUGGCAGGACAUCACUGUAAUACGAUUUUGAUGGUGGGGCGUCGUCAGUCAAUGCUGCCAUGUUAUACAGCAACAGAAAUAACAAAUCCAAUCAGCCUGGUCUGUUGGGACAAUUCAGACAGGAAAUACAGGGCCUGUCCAUCAAUCACCAAGCUGGCUCUUCCCCUAAACACCCUCCUAGAAAAGAGUAUAGUUACACACCCAUAUAUAUACCGGCGGCAGUGGCCACUCCAUCACAUAUAGUCACACACACAUACAAUAUGCUAUAACACACUCCCUGCACGUUAUGCAGUCAACAGUGUUUUAUUGAUGUAGAAAUGAUGUACACAUUUCCAUCAUGUAAAUUCAGUGCAUUAUUAUACGUAUUAUUAUACGUAUUAUAUGUUUUAUUAACAUCUUACAACAUUUUUACCUGGUUCAUAUUUGUGCCUGUACACGCUGGCAUAGAAUGUAGAUGCAAGCAGAACAGUAGUUGUGUCAUAGCACCUGAGCCUUAGUUUCCUUACUUUUCAGCUCAAAAAUUUUGUUAUAUUACCCCAUGACACACGUUUACACAUAUCACUAUCAUUCACCAGACUGACCAUAGUUUAAAUGGUCCAUAGAUUAAACUAAAAAAAUAAUUUUAUAUGUCUGGUUGCAAAGAAACAAGGCCUUUUUGGUAACAUCAGGCAAUUCCUCAGCAGUGUUUCCUUGCCUCUAUUAUUUGCAGCAUUUUAAGACGGAUUAGAUUUGCAUGGGAAGGUACUGUAAUUUACAGGGAUUACAGAUAUGAUUUUAAGCCGGCACAGUUGUGCGGAUUUCAAAAAUACACUUAGAAAUCUGGAUGAAAAUGUUAAAAUAAUAUACUAAAAAUGUAACCAAAAACAUUUUCCACACUUCGAUGAAGUGGAACAAUUGGUUCAUCAGGAAAGGAGAAGAAAGAAGAAAGAAAGAAAGGUGAUGAAGUUAUGACAUAGUGGGAACAAAAGGCACAUUUCCAUUCCAUCUGAUGACACCAAACAAGGCGACAGAAAAAUUAUUAAUGCUACAUCCUGGCUGAUGUUCACCUGGGGUUCAAUGGACGACAGUGAAGAGCGAAAACAACUUCAGCUCUGAUUAAAUAGGCUACAGCCCACACCACCUGGCAUCUGUAAACUCUUUAGUCAUGAACGGUUUACAGAAAGCUGUCAAAACUUCUCUACUGAGAGCUAAUAAAGGUUCAGAUCUCUCCGCACAUGGUGAACAUGCCGUACAGCCUUACAGCACAAGCAGGUGACAUUAUCUUCAGGAACUUGAACAUAACAGACAGUUGAAACUGCGUAAUUUGCAUCUUCCUUUAGGUAAUUCACUUAAAUUUGUCAAAUGUUUUUACACAUCUGACAGUAAUUAUAUGUAAAAUAAUAUAUAAUAAGACAAAUAUGGAAAGGACUUUCUGUAAUUGGCUGAACCUUGAGCAUGAAGAAACUGCCACAAUACAUGAUACAAAUCGAGAUAUUUAGCUUUCAUAACAUUUUGCAAGCUAGUUGGAAAGGACAGAAGUAUCAGUGCUUCAUAGGCCUUGUUUAACAAGGGUGUCAUUGAUGCAAAUCACCGCUCUUAUGAAGCACCAAAAGCUAUGUGGACAAUUUCCACCUGCAAAAUGUGAGUGAGACAGAUGCAAAAAUGUAACAAUUAAUAAAAAAUAAAUGAGCAAAUUUUGAUAAUGGCGUGGACUUAAAUCCAACCAUCUUCUUAUUACUAUACAGUGCAUGCCUUUACUAUACACUGAUGAUUGUUGUGUACAUGAUAUCAUUAUGAAACAACCAGUUGUUCAGUGUUUUAUAAGUAAUAAUAAAACCAGUGGCAUAAUUAAAAAAAAAACAUUGUCAUUAUAACAAUAGCAUUAUAUUGCCCAUCUUUACUGCUGAGUAAUUUAAAAAC